Molecule: messenger RNA, 1823 nt
Organism: Euleptes europaea (tarantolino)
Lineage: Eukaryota; Metazoa; Chordata; Lepidosauria; Squamata; Sphaerodactylidae
Gene: NCOA4
Product: nuclear receptor coactivator 4
Exons: 9
Coding region: 8-1798 (596 amino acids)
Biological process (GO): intracellular iron ion homeostasis; response to hormone
Molecular function (GO): transcription coactivator activity
Source: RefSeq, a predicted model, not a curated record
GUCAAGGAUGAGCCCAGCCCAGGAGAGCCCUUCCUACAGCAAGGAGCCCCUCGUCAAGUGCCUUCAGGCAAAGAAGGAUUUGGAGACGGCAAUCGCUGGCAUAGUCAAGGCAGAGCAGCAAGUUAAAGACAAUUGGAAAGAGGUCAAAGCUCAGAUUCACAACUGCAUCAGCCGCCACCUGGAGUGCCUGCGCAGCCGGGAGGUGUGGCUCCUUGAGCAGGUAGACCUCAUCCAGCAGCUGAAGGAGGAGGCCUUGCAGCAGCAGGCCCAGGAGCUCUACUGGUUGUUGGGGCAAUUCAACUGUCUCAUCCACCAGCUGGAACAGCCUCACGGCAGCAACCUUGCCAAUCAAAUUUCGGUGUGCUUGGAGAGAUUGGGUAACUUAACACUCCAACCAGAAGAAACUUCCAUCCUGAACUUUGAGGCUGACGUGUCCUUCCUUCGCCAGGCCAUCACAUCUUUCGGCUCAAUUAAAACCAUGAUUUCUGACAAAGAAGAUUAUGCCCCGUGGAUCUCUGUGCAGAACUCCCUUGGGAAUGCCAAUGUUGAUCAGCCAAAGCCGGUGUAUGAUACACUGGGGUGCCCUCUCUCUGAGUGGCUUCUUGGGAGCAAACCUGACCGUGACUGUCUUACUCCAUACAUUCCCAGCAGCAACUCUGAGGACUGGCUUUUGAAAUCAGAUGGGCCAGAGGCCAGACAGGAUUUAAAGUCUUCCAAAGCUUGUUACUUGGAGCAAGCCUGGGGAAAUCUGAAAGACUUGGAGAACUGGCUCCUGCAGAACCAGCAAAGAGGUGUUCCUGAGAGAAGAGAUUCCCGACAGCGCAACAGCUCCACCUCCACCAUCAGCUCUUCUUUUUCCAUUGAAAAGAUAGACGAACUGGAGCUUCUGGAGCAAGAAGAGAUGGAUCUUUCCGACUGGCUUCUUACACCUUCUGAAUCAGAAACUGUAAAUACCUUCUCGGAUGAGAAAUGGAAGUAUGUGUUCAAGCCUUUCAGGGAAGAAUACAAUAUCAGCGAUUGGCUCCUCGGAGCUGAUUCCUGCAAUAACUGUUGCGGCAACCAAGCCAAAGGCGUAGAGAUAGAAAAUCUAGGGAAUCUUAAGUGCCUCAGCGACCAUCUGGAGGUGAAGAAGCCGUCCCCCAACGACGCCUGGCUCCUACAGCCUUCUUUCAGGGUGCAAGAGGUAUGCAAAGCCAAUGAGCCAUGCUCUAGCUUUUCAGAGUGUGUGUGUGACGAAAGCUGUGAGAAAGAAGCUCUGUGCAAAUGGCUUCUUAGGAAAGAAGGCAAGGAUAAAAACGGCAUGCCGGUGGUAGGGCGGAGCUCCAGCCCAGCCGCCGAGUCUGAAAAAAACAAAACCGCUGUCAACAUCUGGCUCCAUCCUUCUCGACAACCGACGGAAGAAGAGCUAGCUGCUCCCGCGAUGAAACAAGACAACUCUGAGAAGAUUGUAGAGCCGCUGAAAGAACUGCUCGAAACACCCUUGUCCACUUGGCUGCUCAAACCAGAGGUCAAAACGUGGAGCACGGAGGAGAAGGCCAGCCGGGAGAAAGCAGAAGUGAGCGGAAAGAAUUCGUUGCUGGAGCUUCUGGCCCCUUUCCGCCUCCCGCUGAAUGUCAACAGUUGGGUGUUGUCUGCACGGAGCACAGAAGUCACCAGCCAGCCUCCAGCGGAAGAUAAAUGGCUGCUGCGGAAGAAGGCACACGACUACGGCCUUCCUACAGUUUGUGAUCUGUUUGCCUGCAUGAAGCUGAAUGGAGAUAGAGAGAAAUGGCUGUAUCCGACUCCUUUACAGAUGUGAAAAGCCGGAAGCGUUCCAAACUAGC